This is a messenger RNA of Harpegnathos saltator (Jerdon's jumping ant), 1346 nucleotides long. It is a transcript of the gene Mpcp1, whose product is annotated as Mitochondrial phosphate carrier protein 1. The transcript has 6 exons. Gene Ontology annotation, cellular component: mitochondrial inner membrane. Gene Ontology annotation, molecular function: phosphate transmembrane transporter activity. Bases 203 to 1270 code for a protein of 355 amino acids. Gene Ontology annotation, biological process: mitochondrial phosphate ion transmembrane transport. The record is from RefSeq and is a predicted model, not a curated record. Lineage: Eukaryota; Metazoa; Arthropoda; Insecta; Hymenoptera; Formicidae.
UGCCGGAUUCACAGAUCCGUACAAAACACUACGAACUCGUUUCACAUCUAUAAUGCAGUGACUCUAUGCUGAUAUCGCUUAAACGGGUUGCGUUGCGAUAUCCUCUGCCACUCUUUCACGGAUUUCUCGGCGUGCGUCGGCAUAGCAGUGGCGAGAUCCGCGAGAGUCGUCUAACACAGUAUUGUAAACGCGAGUGGUCAGAAUGUUGUCUUGGGUGCAGGAGACGAUGAAAAUGAAUCCGUUCGCGUCGCCUUUCACGACCGCCAAAUGUCAGGGCCUAGAGGACAGAGGUGCUCGGCCACUCAUACCGCACCGGAACAUUGCGGCCGCUUCCAUCGAAGAAGGUGACAGUUGCGAGUUUGGAUCCAACCACUACUUCCUGCUAUGCGGUCUCGGUGGCAUUUUGUCAUGCGGCAUCACUCACACCAUGAUCACUCCCUUAGAUUUAGUCAAAUGUCGAAUCCAAGUGGACUCGAAGAAAUAUAGAUCAGUGUUCCAUGGAUUUCGUAUUACACACGCCGAAGAUGGUACCCGCGGAUUGGUAAGAGGUUGGGCACCCACCUUCCUUGGCUAUUCCGUUCAAGGAAUGUUUAAAUUCGGACUCUAUGAAGUUUUCAAAGUUUACUACUCGGCGUUAGCCGGCGAGGAACUGUCUUAUGAAUACAGAACUACUCUAUACUUGAUAUCAUCGGCCUCCGCGGAAUUCUUCGCAGACAUCGGUCUAGCGCCGUUUGAAGCUGCCAAGGUCAGGAUACAAACUAUGCCGGGGUACGCAAACACCCUACGAGAAGCAUUGCCGAAAAUGUACGCGGAUGAGGGUCUGACCGGCUUCUACAAGGGCUUGGUGCCGCUGUGGUUGCGCCAGAUCCCGUACACGAUGAUGAAGUUCGCCUGCUUCGAGCGCACGGUUGAACUCUUGUAUAAAUACGUAGUACCCAAACCUAGAAAUGAAUGCAGUAAAGCUGAACAAUUAGUGGUCACUUUCGCGGCCGGAUACAUCGCCGGUGUGUUCUGCGCCAUCGUGUCUCACCCUGCCGAUUCGGUGGUGUCCAAGUUAAAUCAAGAGAAAGGUGCAUCUGCGGGCGAAGUUCUGAAGAAGCUAGGCUUCGCCGGCGUAUGGAGGGGUCUAGGGCCGAGAAUCGUCAUGAUCGGUACGCUCACCGCCGCGCAGUGGUUCAUCUACGACGCCGUAAAGGUCUGGUUGCGUAUGCCCCGUCCGCCACCACCUGAGAUGCCGGAAUCUCUCAAGAAGAAAUACGGUCUUGCGUAAAUGCAAUACGACUCGCCUCAUCAAGUUUGUUUCACCGAUCGGAUUUUUGUCGUUCGGUUCGGUUAGGAAAAAAAAA